This is a messenger RNA of Equus quagga, 4266 nucleotides long. It is a transcript of the gene LPIN3, whose product is annotated as lipin 3. Gene Ontology annotation, cellular component: nucleus. Lineage: Eukaryota; Metazoa; Chordata; Mammalia; Perissodactyla; Equidae. Gene Ontology annotation, biological process: triglyceride biosynthetic process; positive regulation of transcription by RNA polymerase II; cellular response to insulin stimulus. The coding region runs from base 255 to 2801 and encodes 848 amino acids. The record is from RefSeq and is a predicted model, not a curated record. The transcript has 21 exons. Gene Ontology annotation, molecular function: phosphatidate phosphatase activity; transcription coactivator activity.
AGUGCGGGGCGGAGGACACAUGCUUGCUGACCCUGUGCACUCAGGUAGAGGCGGUGGCUCCGGGUCCCGAAGGUCCAGUGGGCAGCUCCCCAGAUGUGGAGAUUGGCACUUGAAGAAGGGAGGUUGCUGUCCAAGAGUCCUGUGGCCAGUCCGUGGGGGAGCCGGGUCUAGAACCCACGUCUCCAGGUGCACCUCCCCUCCGGCAACUGCUAGGCAUCUGUGAAGGCGCUCCGAGGGCGACUCCCCCACCAGCCAUGAACUACAUGGGGCAGCUGGCGGAGACGGUGUUUGGGACGGUGAAGGAGCUCUACUGGGGCCUGAACCCGGCCACGCUGAGUGGUGGCAUUGACGUGCUGGUGGUGAAGCAGGCGGACGGCUCCUUCCGGUGCUCGCCCUUCCACGUGCGCUUUGGCAAGCUGGGCGUCCUGCGGUCACGGGAGAAGGUGGUAGACAUCGAGGUCAACGGCGAGCCGGUGGACUUGCACAUGAAGCUGGGGGACAACGGGGAGGCCUUCUUCAUCCAGGAGCUGCAGAGCGAUGAGGAACACGUGCCUCCCCCCCUGUGCACAUCACCCCUCCCUUGGGGGGGCCUGUCCGGGUUCCCCUUGGACUCGCAGCUGGGCACAGCCAGUGAGCCUGAGCCCGUCAUGAUGGGCAUGGCCUCCACGGGGAGAAAGAAGAGGCGUCGCAGGAGGAAAUCCAGGCGGAAGGAGGACGUGGUGGCAGUUGGUUCUAGUUCUGAGGAGCGGGAGGCAGGUGACGAGAGUGAGCUGUCCCUGCUGGAAAAGCCAAGGCCGGAGACCCCAGGCAGCGUCCAGUCGGAAGGGGAGUCCUUGCCGCAGCCCAAAGAUAUCUACGCCUUCUCCGAUAGCGAGUGGCCACCCCAGGCCAGCUUCUCAUUGGGUGGACUAACAUCCCCUAAGAGUGACUCGGAGCUGGAGCUGCGGACCCCUGAGCCCAGCCCCCUGAGAGCUGAAUCCCAUAUGCAGUGGGCCUGGGGGAGGCUGCCUAAGGUAACCAAAGCUGAGUGGCCCAAGGUCCCUGAUGGCAGCACCUGGGCAGCCUCUCCUCCUCAGGGAGAGCCCAGCACCCCAUCUGUCUCUGUGGCUGGCGUCGACCCUUUGGGAUCCCCAGUUCUGCAAACAGGGGCUGGCACUGACCUUCUUCAACUGGACACAGAGGCACCCGCUCUGGUGGGUCCCUCUCUCCCUGCCCCCGAGAGAGAGGAAAACAAGACUCAGAGGUCUGGGGAUGCCAGCCUCCUUUCUACCUCUAAAUCACAGAGCUGGGCCGCUCUGGAGGGCCCAGUUCCCACCGGGCAGCCACAGGGAGUCUCCAAGAGGAAAGGCUCCCUGAAGAGAAGCCAGCACCUGGGUCCCAGUGACAUCUACCUGGAUGACUUGCCCUCCCUGGAUUCUGAGAAUGCAGCCCUUUAUUUCCCCCACAGUGACUGUGGGCUUGGGACCAGGACGUGGAGUGAACCAAGCAGCCAGAAGCCCCUGGGGGACCUCAACCCUGAGCAGGAGCCAGAACCCACUCCAGACACAGUGGACACGAUAGUGCUGUCCCUCUGUGGUGGACUGGCUGACAGCCGGGACAUCUCCCUGGAGAAGUUCAACCAGCACAUCGUCUCCUACCAGGACCUCACCCAAAACCCUGGGCUCCUGGACGACCCGAAUCUGGUGGUGAAAAUCAAUGAGAAGCAUUAUAACUGGGCUGUAGCUGCCCCCAUGAUACUCUCCCUGCAAGCCUUCCAGAAGAACUUGCCCAAGAGCACCAUGGACAAGCUGGAGAAGGAGAAGAUGCCCCGGAAGGGAGGGCGGUGGUGGUUUUCCUGGCGACGCAGGGACUUCCCAGCUGAGGAGCGCAGUGCCCAGAGGGAGGAACCCACAGCCAGGGAGCGGCCAGGGGAGAAGACUGAUGUCCUGAGCAGCGAGGAUGACGCCCCAGACAGCCCUGUGAUCUUAGAGGCCCCCUCCCCGCCACCCUUGCCUCCAGCCUACACUCCUACCUACAAGAAGUCUCUCCGCCUUUCCUCUCAUCAGAUCCGUUGCCUGAACCUGCAAGAAGGAGCCAACGAUGUGGUCUUCAGCGUGACCACCCAGUACCAGGGCACCUGCCGCUGCAAGGCCACCAUCUACCUGUGGAGAUGGGACGACAAGGUGGUCAUCUCGGACAUUGAUGGCACCAUUACCAAGUCAGACGCUCUGGGCCACAUUCUGCCCCAGCUGGGGAAAGACUGGACGCACCAGGGCAUCACCAGUCUCUACCACAAAAUCCACCUAAAUGGGUACAAGUUCCUGUACUGCUCAGCGAGGGCCAUUGGCAUGGCUGACCUCACCAAGGGGUACCUGCGGUGGGUGAGCGAGCGGGGCUGCGGCCUCCCCAAGGGCCCCAUCCUGCUGUCUCCCAGCAGCCUCUUCUCCGCCCUCCACAGGGAGGUGAUUGAGAAGAAGCCAGAGGUGUUCAAGAUCGCCUGCCUGAGUGACAUUCGGCAGCUCUUUCUGCCCCACGGACAGCCCUUCUAUGCCGCCUUUGGGAACAGGCCUAACGAUGUCACUGCCUACCGGCAGGUGGGUCUACCUGAAUCUCGCAUCUUCACAGUCAACCCCCGGGGAGAGCUCAUCCAGGAGCUCAUAAAGAACCACAAGUCCACGUACGAGCGGCUUGGGGAGGUGGUGGAGCUCCUCUUCCCGCCUGUGUCCCGGGGCCCCAGUGCAGACCUGGCCAACCCUGAAUACAGCAACUUCUGCUACUGGCGGGAGCCAGUGACCACGGUGGACCUCGAUGCCCUGGCCUGAACCUGCCCUGGCUGCCCCCUCUCCCUGGCCUGGCCCAGAACUGACUGGGUGUCCCAGGGCAUAGGGGGUUGGAAGCUGGGUGCCACAGGGCCAACUCACCGAAGGGGAAGAGGGGGCUGCAGGCUGGUUGGCAGCCACCGAGACCACCCCCCCAACCCUGCACCGUCCUAUCGCCUGCCUCUGACAGCUGCUCCAGGCCUCAGCAUGGCCCUGGCCUGUAGCAGUUAAAUGAUUGUCACCUGGGCCCUUGCAGGGUUCCCCAUGCCCUUGAUGUCUCUGUCCCUGUCACCUUGCCUCAACUCCUGAUAGGACAGACAGAAGAGGGAGGCCCCACUGAGGCCUGAGGCCUGUGUGCACAGGGCGGCAGCAGUGGGGAGGGGUUUGGUAGCAUCUGGGAAGAAGAUAAUGCUCCCCACUCCCUUUGGGGAGUCUAGACUGUGCCCUCUGAAGCCAGACCCUUCCCUAGCUCUGGCCCCUCCCCAUAGCUCUUGAGCUAGCCAUCACUGCUCUCCAUCGCUGGUACCUCAGCACAUCCCAAGCCCACAUAUGCAGUGCUCCUCCGACAUCUGGGGAGGGGGAUUCUGGGGCAGCUCGAGGGCAGAGGGAGUGUGGCUCCCACUUGGCCUAGCCUGUGCCCAGCUGCUGGCCCUGUUCCCCUCAUCACCAACCCUGCCAGGGUAGGGGGGGGUUGACACCCCUGCCUUUCCCUAGCCUUUGCCAGUCAAUUCAAUGCCCACACAGCUGCUGAGGGGCCUCCUGCCCAAGGAGCUGUGGGAAGCAGGGCUGACACCCCACGCAGCCCUCCCUCCCACUGUCUUUGGGGAAGAAAGUACCUUUAGACCGGCUAAAAGCUUUAAUCCAGGCCUGCCCUCCCCCAACAGCACAACGGUGGAGGGCAGAACACUACACGUCAAGAAACCAGAAGGCAGGGUUACAGGGACCUGCAAAGAGCACAGGAGGGCCUGUGCUGCUGUGGGGAAACUGAGGCCAAGAGCCUCAGCAGAGAUGGCAUCAGGGUUUCUGGGAACUGCAUGGGCUGGAUGAACACUUGCCCUUUCAGGUUGCCCCUUGGUGGCGUUAUACCUGAAUUUCUCACCACUUCAUGAACAUCCAGGCGGGACUGGGGUUUUACAAGGAUGUUGGAAACUCAGCCUGGAGCCCUUUCUCUCCAGCUGUGGCCUCCUGCCCAGGGUCUGGCCUCAUUCAGGCCAUGACAUACACGAUGACUGCUCUCUGGAGAGAGGCCCUAACCUGUGGGGGUGGAGUUACCCCCAAAUGGAAAGAAGAGGACUGUGUGGGGAGUACAGUGCCCUGACAACAUCUUUGGGGAGGGAAGGAAAAGCAUAAACUGGGGCAGGGUCUCCAAACAGAUGGCCUGGACCCCAUCCUUUCUUCUGGGUUCUAAAGCUGCCUAAGCCCUCACCCAAGGGGAGGAUCAAAAGGAAUAAAGAGCACUCUGAGCUGA